Molecule: messenger RNA, 761 nt
Organism: Budorcas taxicolor (takin)
Lineage: Eukaryota; Metazoa; Chordata; Mammalia; Artiodactyla; Bovidae
Product: PSME3-interacting protein-like
Cellular component (GO): nucleus
Source: RefSeq, a predicted model, not a curated record
UUAUGGAUGGAGGGGAUGACGGUAACCUUGUUAUCAAGAAGAGGUUUGUAUCUGAGGCAGAGAUAGAUGAACGGCGCAAAAGGAGACAAGAAGAAUGGGAAAAAGUUCGAAAACCUGAAGAUCCUGAAGAAUGCCCAGAGGAGGUUUAUGACCCUCGGUCUCUGUAUGAAAGGCUACAAGAACAGAAAGACAGGAAGCGGCAGGAGUAUGAAGAACAGUUCAAAUUCAAAAACAUGGUAAGAGGCUUAGACGAAGAUGAGACCAACUUCCUUGAUGAGGUUUCUCGGCAGCAAGAACUAAUAGAAAAACAGCGAAGAGAAGAAGAACUGAAAGAACUGAAGGAAUACAGAAGUAAUCUCAACAAGGUUGGAAUUUCUUCAGAAAACAAGAAGGAAGUGGAGAAGAAAGCUGUGAAACCCACAGAAACCAAGAACCAGUUCUCCCAGGCAAAGCUGCUGGCAGGAGCUGUGAAGCAUAAGAGUUCAGAGAGUGGAAAUGUGAAAAGACUGAAAUCAGACCCUGACCCAGAUGACAAGAAUCAAGAAGCCCCGUCCUGUGUGUCUCUGGGAAGCACCUCCCUGAGCAGUCCCUCCAUCCACUGCCCGUCCGCGGCUGUCUGUAUCGGCAUCCUCCCAGGCCUGGGCGCCUACUCUGCGAGCAGCGACUCUGAGUCCAGCUCAGACAGCGAAGGCACCAUCAACGCCACGGGCAAGACUGUCUCCUCCAUCUUCCGAACCAACACCUUCCUCGAGGCCCCCUAG